Messenger RNA from Aspergillus nomiae NRRL 13137, 1503 nucleotides. Its product is annotated as cellulose-binding protein. The record is from RefSeq and is a predicted model, not a curated record. Lineage: Eukaryota; Fungi; Ascomycota; Eurotiomycetes; Eurotiales; Aspergillaceae. The transcript is spliced from 2 exons. Bases 1 to 1503 code for a protein of 500 amino acids. Gene Ontology annotation, molecular function: hydrolase activity, hydrolyzing N-glycosyl compounds.
AUGGUAGCGUCCUUACUGAGACUGACGGUCCUGGGGACUCUGGCAGUACAGGCCGUCUGCAAGACUGUAAAUACAUCGUCCCUCUUGACCUACCAGGAUAGACCGCGGGUGUUUAUCUUAUCGGAUAUCUCGAAUGAGCCGGACGACCAGGAGUCCUUGACGCGGUACCUCCUCUACUCUAACCAAUUCAAAACUGAGGGCCUCGUCGCAUCCACGUCCACUUGGCUCAGAGAUGCAGUGCACCCGGAGGAUAUGCUGCAGGUGAUCAACGCCUAUGGCAAUGUCACCGAUAACCUCAACAAGCAUGCUCCCCCGAAUGCUCAGUAUGCCUCUGGAGGUUACUUCCGCAGUAUCCUGCGCAGCGGCCCCGCGACCUAUGGCAUGAAAGCCGUGGGAAGCAACGUCACGCUCAGCGACGGCGGAAAGCUGCUUCUCGAACGUCUUCAGUCUCCAUCCCAGAAGCCCCUUUGGGUUCUCGCUUGGGGUGGUACGAACGUUCUGGCGCAGGUGUUAUAUAAAAUCCACCAGAACUCCUCAUCCGAAGAGGCGGCUGCUAUUCGUUCCAAGCUGCGCGUGUAUGCCAUUUCCGACCAAGAUGACACGGGUUCCUGGAUCCGUCGGAACUACCCAGACAUCUUCUACAUUUCGUCCACGCACGGAUGGAACCAAUACGGUCUCGCUUCCUGGAUUGCCAUCUCCGGCGAGACGUACUACGGUAAGGAUGAGGGUGGCCCUAACAGUACCACCGUGACUCACGAGUGGCUCCACGACAACAUCCAGAUUGGACCCUAUGGUGGUGUGGCGUACCCCGAUUUCAAGUUUAUCAUGGAAGGCGAUACCCCUACAUUCCUGUACCUGAUCCAGAAUGGUCUGGGCGACUCGGAGAACCCCGGCUAUGGAUCUUGGGGUGGAAGAUAUACCAAGGUGGACCCCUCGACGGCCGUGAACUACAACCACUACAGCGAUGCAGCGGAUCGCGUGGUGGGUCUCAACAACAAGACUUUCAGCUCCAACUAUGCUACUAUUUGGAGAUGGCGGGACGCUUACCAGAACGAUUUCGCCGCUCGCAUGCAAUGGACCCUCCCGGCGAACGUUAGCCAGGCGAACCAUCACCCCGUUGUUUCUGUCAACGGAAGCACGGAACUGGCUCCACUCAAGAUGACGGCUCAGGCAGGCUCGACGAUUAACCUCGAUACCGCUGGCACCUAUGAUCCAGAUGGCGAUAGGUUGUCGUACAACUGGUUCCAGUACCAAGAGCCCAGUUCCGAUGACUGGAACGUGGCAGGACAGGUCCCUGCAUUGAACCUGACUACCGCGAAGAAUGGCCAGCAGGUACAGGUGGCCAUCCCUGCUUCCGAGGACAGCUGCAAUGGAAAGGGAGAUAACCCGUCUGGCUGUUGGCUGUUGCAUUUGGUUUUGGAGGUCAAGGAUAACGGUGUUCAUCCCUUGACAACUUACCGUCGGGUGCUCAUCCAGACUACUAACCAGACGAUCGCUGCGUGA